Ilyonectria robusta is the source of this 1506-nucleotide messenger RNA. RefSeq names its product Alpha/Beta hydrolase protein. Gene Ontology annotation, molecular function: hydrolase activity. The coding region runs from base 276 to 1334 and encodes 352 amino acids. NCBI's taxonomy places the organism in Eukaryota, Fungi, Ascomycota, Sordariomycetes, Hypocreales, Nectriaceae. The record is from RefSeq and is a predicted model, not a curated record. The transcript has 2 exons.
GACAAAUCUAAUUUCCAAACAUUUCACUGCCGUGCUCUGUCGAAUAUAUCGUUAACUUAUCACAGAGACAGCAGAUACGAACCCUCCAUAAAUUCUCUACCGGUGGCUUUUCUGGUCCUUCUGGAUCGCCGUCCGCCGAUACCGCCAAGCUGGUUCCCACCAGGUCGACGUGGAGAACUCCCUAUUGACAUCCUGAUCUCUCACGACUCUAGAGAGACGCUAUUUCACUGCUCAAAAAGACGCCCGACCUCCCCUUCACCAUUGUGUAAGCCGCGAUGUGCGACUUUUCUGCCUAUGGGGGGAUAGACGACGAGUGGCUUGCUUUGGAAGCAAGUUUACCGGCAUCCACGGGAGAAGAGCUGUCGCUAUCUGAACUGCGCAAGAUAACGAAUCAAGAGCGAGAGGCUCAAUCAGCUGCAACAAUGAAGCACUUGGCGCAUCGGGUAUAUACCCAUGACUAUCUUAUCCCAACCCGAGAUGGAAGCUUUAUCGAAGCUCGCAGUUAUCGACCUGUCACCAUCCUCAACGAAACACCUCUCCCUGUGUACAUCCACUUCCAAGGUGGCGGCUUUUUGAUCGGCACCUUGGACGGGGAAGAUAGUAUCUGCGCCCGAGUCGCCUCCAGUUCCCAGGUUGCCGUUCUCAACGUGAACUACCGACACACUCCGGAGUUCACGUAUCCCACCCAGUGGAAUGACGCUGAAGAUGCAUUUGAGUGGGCACACGACAACAUGGAAAAGUUUGGCGGCGAUCCCAGGAAGGUCAUAGUCGGUGGGAUAUCCGCAGGAGGCUGGCUUUCUGCGUCGCUGACUCUUCAGAGACAUAUCGCCAGGGAGACUGAUGCCCGGCCUCCAAUCGCAGGCCAGGUCCUCAUGAUUCCCUGCCUCGCCUACCCCGAUUGCUACGAGCCCCAACUCCAGAAGAUGAAGCACCAUUCUGUAUCUUCCUACAAGCUGAACGAAAAGGCGCCGUUACUGUCUGUUACAGAGCUUCGCUUCUUCUCCGAUUUGCUCAAGGUUGAGAACCCCGAUGUCAAAGACACCAAGUUGAAUCCUGGCAAUGCCUCGCCAGAUCAAGUCAAGGGAAUGCCACCGACAGUUCUCGGGAUCGUGGGGCUGGACCCUUUGAGAGACGAAGCCCUUCUUUACGCCAAGAUGUUGACCGAGGCUGGGGUUCCCACAGACGUCAACUUGUUUAUGGGUCUUCCGCACGGAUUCCGAUGGUAUGACGAGAAGAUAUCUGCGUCCAGGCGAUGGGACAAGGUCGUGGAAGAUGGCAUCCUCUGGGCUCUCACAGAACCGCUGCCGAGUAACGAAUUUCACAUAAAGACAUAGAGAAAACUGGACGACACUUUAGAUUUGAUUUGACUGAAGAGAUGCGUUAUGAUAAAAUCUCGUCAUGCGACAUGGUGCUGUGGCUAGGCAUCUGGAAUGCUCCCUGGGGAUCAUGACUAAGACUAUCCAUAAUUCAAAGAGUAACAAGCUCAAAUUGAUACGAAUUUCCGUG